AUGACGAAUUCUACUCAUUCGCCAACCUCAACUUCGACCAACUGGAAGAAGCGAGCAGAAGCUUGGAAUUUGUUAUUGCCACCCUCCGAUACUCUGAAUAGUUGUAACUUCUUGAAUCCUAAUACGAGCAUACAGGAAUGUAUACAGUCGACACUGGGCAUCAAAUUCGACGAUGAUAAUACAGGGCAGCAUCCUUUUGUUGAAUAUAUGAAAAGAUUUCGAGAUUCAUUCAAAGCACUGCAAGGUGAGAUGAGAGGUAUUGAGCAGGAGCAAAAGCCCGAAAUGCUAAACAAUGAUAAUCAAGAAAUAGCAAGCAUUGAGAAUCCCAGUGAUGAAGAUUCCAGCCAGAAGCGCAAGGUACAAAAAAUCUCGAGUCGGGAGAGGGAAUUGGAACGCAAGUUGUUGGAAUCAGAACGCAAGAGUUUGGAAGAAAAGCAAUUGAGGUUGAUGGUUGAAGUGCAACAAGAAAUUGGGGAAAUACGCCGCGUUCAUGAUUUAGUUCAAGUAAUGCUCAAUUGGUGUGCCACCUGGGGCAAUGAAACGUUAUCAAUAACGAAAUCAGAUUCUCGGCUGACUUCAAAUAAGGAAAUGAGUUCUGUGGACGAUAAUGACUUGUACGCGACUCCACCCAAAAAUGCGUGUCAACCGUCUAUCAGGUAUGUGAAGGAGGACGAGUUUUUGAAGGAUCUCAUUGCCAGGUCCUCUUGGGGAGACCUGGAAGAGAAAUACAAAAAGUCAUUGGAUAAUCUGGCAACCAGUCUUAGUGACCUAAUCGAUUUAGGCGAGAAGUCGGCUACUGAUGCUCAUAAGGCCACGAAUAGUGAGGGUAGCGAGGAGCGCAAAAGGCAGGUGGGACAUAUUGUAACUACAAUCCUUGGCUCUGACUUCGUCAGCAAUGACAAUGCAAACCAAAGCUUCGAAAGACUGCAGAUCCGAGGCUCAGACCAGACUACUGUUGCACAGCCUGUACUUCAUGCUAUCAUCUAUCGAGUGCUUGACAUCGUAGGUUUGCGUGAGCUUUAUGUGUCCAAGGAGAACAAUACAAGAGGUGGAAGUGGAAACGAAAAAGACCGCCAUGUGGGUUUUUUGGUCCACGAAGUGCAAGAGCACCUUUCUUACUCCCUUCCAAGUAUCAUUGAAUCAUUAUUUGAAGUAAAAAAGUGUGAAAUGGUUGGGAAAAAGGAUGUCAAAUUGAUUGAGCUCGCGGUGAAGCAAGCUAUUGGAAACAGUGCGAGGAGGAUGCGGGGAGAGUUCAACUUUCUAGGUAUUGGUGCGGAUUGUGAACUCUAUGGAAUUGCCACUUCGUUGUCCAAAAUAUCUAUCGUCAAAGCAUCGCUGCAAAAAGUAGGGACAAAAUCAGUCGAGAUUUCAUGGAGUAGGACAAAGGGAACGGAUUUAUUGUCGUCAGUGGGUCUUCAGCUACUAGCGCUUGCAAUUAGUGUCAGCUACGAUCUUUCUCGAGUGCAACAUAGUAUUGCUACCCUAAAACCAAAACAUAUCUCAAAACAAAUCGAUGAUGGAUCGCGAACAGUGGCUGAAAUGCCCGACUUUUCGAUUUGCGAGUACUUGGGUUCAGGAGCUUUUGGCAUUGUGUACAAGCUUUCGGCUACUAUUGGUGACACUGUCAAAUCACCACAGCAGCAGUCCGAUUUUUUUCUCAAGAUCCCAUCAUGCCAAAGGGCAUCGGUUUCGUUGCAUGACGAGGCAAACAUCUUGGAACGGCUGAAUAGUGACAAACCAAUCACAGGAAAAGUCUCCAACAUCCCUUCUUUCAAGCUGUUGGGUAGCUUUGAUAUCAAUUUGAAUGAUUUUACAGGUGAGACUGACGGUCUACUUCUCAAUGGAAUAAUUGGCACACCUGCCCAUAAGGUGAAGUACAACAAGGGGCAGUUAUGGUCUGUCGUCAGAAAGGUGUAUGCCACCCUAACGGCUGCACAUGAACGGUCAGUUUACCAUCUCGAUAUCCAACCUGCCAACAUUAUCGUCCGUGAAGUGUCGUCGUCGUCCUCCUCCUCCUCCUCGUCAGAUAAUGAUUUGGAUGUAUUGGUGAUUGAUUGGGGCGUUGCAAUCUCUGACGAUAAACAAAUCCUCUUUCGGGGAUGCAUACCAUACGCUCACGAUGAGCUCCUUGCAAAAGCGAGGAACAAAAGUAUGGCCAAGCCAGAAUAUGACUUUGCUUCACUUAUGUACACGUGCUAUCACUUGGACGUGGGUUUUUUACCAUGGAAUGUCGUGAUGGAUGAGCAUGGGAAGCAAGUAUGCGACGUCGGACAGAGGCGAGAGACAGUGUUGCAAUGGUGGGAACAAAAACUUCAAGAAGAAUGUCAUCAUUGUGACGAGGACAAAUUCGUUCUGAAUAGUUUGCAAAACUCGAUAUCUAUAGGCUAG
Molecule: messenger RNA, 2388 nt
Organism: Cylindrotheca closterium
Lineage: Eukaryota; Bacillariophyta; Bacillariophyceae; Bacillariales; Bacillariaceae
Source: the annotation of a GenBank genome assembly